AAUCCGUCCAAUUGCCAAACUGAUUCUGGGCAAAAGCGGUAGUCUUUACAGAUUCGCGAUUUUCAUAAACAGCAACAAAGAAUAGAAAGAAGAGAUUAGCAGAGCGUUUCCAGAUAAUCAAUACAGAUAACAGAAAGGACAGAAUAGAGCGACGUAGGCCUAUUUUGACAAGGAAAUCUCACAGUACAAGUAGCAUAAUACAAUUCAACUACGUAACGCUACCAUAAACACACAAUCACCAUACAAUAGUCUAUUACCACACAAUAACAAUACAUACUAUGUCUCAACAGGAGGCUAUCAACAACGCGAAUCAGAUCAGCAAUGCUCUCAAUGCGCUCCAGCAGAAGAAUCCCAAACCAAAACGGGACUUGUCCAUCUACGUUAUGGAAGACGGAACGACAAUUAACACCCAGGAAAGAGCCAUUUCUACCAUAGAGCCUCCGGCCACAUUCAAGCCUACUGAUGAACAGCUUUUCUUGCCCAAUGGAUUGCCCAACUGUGCUUUUCUCAAGGACCAUUUUUUCCGCGAGGGUAGACUUCAUGAGGAACAGGCGAUUAGGAUCGUCAGAGCUGCUACAGAGCUCUUGCGAAAGGAGCCGAAUAUGCUCCAUGUGCCUGCUCCUGUAACAAUAUGUGGCGACGUCCAUGGACAAUACUACGAUUUGAUGAAGCUCUUUGAAGUCGGAGGCAAUCCAGAGAGUACGGCGUACUUGUUCCUAGGCGACUACGUUGACAGAGGCUCGUUCUCCAUCGAAUGUCUUGUUUACUUAUAUGCAUUGAAGUUGAACUACAAUCUGAGCUUCUGGAUGUUGAGAGGUAACCAUGAAUGCAAGCAUUUGACUGAGUAUUUCACAUUCAAGUCUGAAUGCUUGCACAAGUACUCUGCCGAUUUAUAUGAAGAAUGUUUGGCAUCGUUUAACGCCUUGCCGUUGGCUGCGAUCAUGAACAACCAGUUCUUUUGUGUCCACGGAGGUUUGUCUCCAGAGUUGAAGACACUUGCCGACUUGGAGCGACUUGAUCGUUUCAGAGAACCACCCACAAAAGGGCUUAUGUGCGAUCUCUUAUGGGCUGAUCCCACAGAAGAGUACGAUGAAGACAAUAUGGACCAAACGUUUGUCAGAAACACCGUUCGUGGCUGUUCCUACGCAUUUACAUACAAGGCAUCAUGUCAGUUCUUGGAGCGAACGGGCUUGCUCUCAGUGAUCAGAGCCCAUGAGGCCCAGGAUGCUGGCUACAGAAUGUAUAAGCGAACAAAGACUUUAGGAUUCCCAUCUUUGUUGACGAUGUUUUCUGCUCCAAACUACUUGGACACAUACAACAACAAGGCUGCAGUUCUCAAAUACGAGAAUAACGUGAUGAACAUCCGUCAAUUCAAUGCAUCACCUCAUCCCUAUUGGCUUCCGCAUUUUAUGGACGUAUUUACGUGGUCGUUACCGUUUGUUGGUGAGAAAGUUACAGACAUGUUGGUUUCGAUAUUGAAUAUCUGUACUGAAGAAGAAUUGGACGAAGAGACCCCGUUGGCCGAAGAGGCUAUCACGCAGAAUGUUAGCGCUGUCUCCACAAAUCCAGGACAAGCACCAGGAGCGGUAUCACUGGUACAGACUAAUCCUCCUACUACAGUGCAAGAGGACGAUUCUCUCGAUGCCAAAAAGCUCGCAUUACGUAAUAAGAUCAUCGCUAUAGGCAGAAUCUCGAGAAUGUACCAAGUAUUGAGACAAGAAUCUGAGAACGUUGCACAUUUGAAAGAGUUGAACAGUGGGUCACUUCCUAAAGGCUCAUUGUUGAAUGGUGCUGAUGGUUUGAAGAAGACCAUCACCAGUUUCGAAGAAGCCAGAAAAGCUGACUUAGUCAAUGAAGCUUUACCACCAACUGCUGAAGAGUUCAGAAAGAUAGAAGAAGAACGUGGAGAGAGAGCCAAGCGUGAGAUUGAGAGGAACGACAACCCCAGUCCUGUUUUUCUGAGGUUGAUCAGAAGGUUGUCGUAGAGGCAUUUUUAUACUCGUAUUUAUUGCAGUUGUCAUAUAGACGUCACGAGAAAUGAAUUGUAGUG
Scheffersomyces stipitis CBS 6054 is the source of this 2050-nucleotide messenger RNA. It is a transcript of the gene CMP1, whose product is annotated as calcineurin catalytic subunit A. The record is from RefSeq and is a predicted model, not a curated record. Gene Ontology annotation, cellular component: calcineurin complex; cytoplasm. Gene Ontology annotation, molecular function: calmodulin binding; calmodulin-dependent protein phosphatase activity. The transcript has a single exon. The coding region runs from base 279 to 1985 and encodes 568 amino acids. NCBI's taxonomy places the organism in Eukaryota, Fungi, Ascomycota, Pichiomycetes, Serinales, Debaryomycetaceae. Gene Ontology annotation, biological process: fungal-type cell wall organization; calcineurin-mediated signaling.